This is a messenger RNA of Fomitiporia mediterranea MF3/22, 795 nucleotides long. RefSeq lists its product as uncharacterized. The coding region runs from base 1 to 795 and encodes 264 amino acids. The transcript is spliced from 4 exons. The record is from RefSeq and is a predicted model, not a curated record. Lineage: Eukaryota; Fungi; Basidiomycota; Agaricomycetes; Hymenochaetales; Hymenochaetaceae.
AUGAAAGAGAUCAGAUCACAGUCAGAGGGGGACACAGCAACCAGCUGGAGACUCGCACACGGGCAGGUGACAAGCGCGAGGAAUGAAAAUAGAAAGGGGGAUAAAAAGCGCGGGGCGUAUGUGUCCGUGCAAAUAACCGAGGAUCCCGUUUCUAUCUGGUCUUCUCCGUCAGUAUCGUCACUUCCUCCUCCCUCCACUCCACUCGAGUGGGCCAAACAGACACUCACCGUAGCAAUACCCCUCUACCAAGACCGAGAAAAGGGGGGCAAGAGAUCCAGAGACACCUCAAGGAGGACAGGUGGAAGACGAGCUAGGUGGUUUCACAUCACGCCAUCCCCUUUGGCAACACACUCCCAGCCAGCAGCAGCGUAUUGGGCGUCUACCACCAACCAAUACAGUAGUACUAGCGGGGGGCAUGGCAGAUGGGCAGCAAAGCGGGAGAGACGGGAGAGCGGCCUCGGAAGCGAGGGGAUGACACAAGGGCAGGGCGGACAGAUUAGAAAAGAGGGAGGGAGAUUUGCAAGGAGGCAAAAAGCCGGAGUGGCCUCCAAGCGGCUAAUCGCGCUGCCUGUCUAUUCUACGCACUCUAUCUCACUCUAUCUCUUCCCUUUCAAUUUUCUCCUUUCAUUUAGACCAUUCCCUGUGUUUGUCUUUGUUUCUAUUCAUUCUUACGUCUUCGUUACCGCACUACGCAGCGCCAGUCACUUGCCCUGCAUUGUACUCUACUUGCUUGAACUUUCCGGCGCGUCGUUCUAUAGCCGACCGUCUCCGAUGCUCAGUCACCCACAACAUUGA